This is a messenger RNA of Sphaeramia orbicularis (orbiculate cardinalfish), 1314 nucleotides long. Its product is annotated as GTPase IMAP family member 7-like. The transcript is spliced from 2 exons. The record is from RefSeq and is a predicted model, not a curated record. Gene Ontology annotation, molecular function: GTP binding. Lineage: Eukaryota; Metazoa; Chordata; Actinopteri; Kurtiformes; Apogonidae. Bases 121 to 1146 code for a protein of 341 amino acids.
AGAAGUGAAAAACCAAAGUAAUCUGACAGUAUAAAAAUCAUUGCACCAGACAAAGACUACACAAAGAAAGGACAAACAGACUGAUCCACUUCAUUUGUACAAUUUUCAGUUUCUGACAUCAUGGAAGCUCCAAACAUCAGAAGGAUUGUCCUGCUGGGAAAAACAGGAGAUGGAAAAAGCAGCCUGAUCAACACUAUACUCGGAGAAGAAGUGUUCAAAGUAAACCAUUCUGCAAACUCAGAAACCAAAACAUGUCAGUCCGCAACCAGAGAAGUCAAUGGAAGUAAAGUCCAUAUGACUGAUAGUCCAGGUUUCUUUGACACAGAUCCAUACGAUGAAAAUGUAGAACCAGUGCUGAAGUGUAUGAUAGAGUGUGCUCCUGGGCCUCAUGCUUUUCUCAUUGUGCUUAAAGUGGGAAAAUACACAAAGCAGGAGAAGGCUAUCAUAUCUGUCAUACUCAAGUACUUCUCCGAUGAAGCUCUGAAAUUUGCCACAGUUGUCUUCACUCAUGGUGACCAGUUGGAAGAGAAAAAGACAAUUGGAGACUUUGUAAGUGAGAAUCCAGAUCUGAGGAAGCUCGUGGAGAAGUGUGGCGGCCGAUGUCAUGUCUUUGACAAUAAAUACUGGAACAACCAACAACAGGAUGAAUACAGAACCAACCGCUUCCAGAUCCGGGAGCUACUGAAAACAAUUGACAAAACAGUCGAGGAAAACAAGGGGCGGUACUACACCAAUGAGAUGCUGCAGUCUGUGGAAGAAGACAUACAGCAAGAGGAAGAAACAAUCAGACUGCUACCAGGAAACAGGUCUCCAGAAGAAAUUAGAGAACAGGCUAAACACAAUGUCUUGAAGAAGUACCUGCCCAGAGUGGCAGGUACUGUCACAGGAAUCCUGCUGGGAGCUCUUCUUGGUUCAUUGGGUGCAAUCAUUGCAAUGCCUGGCAUAGCUGGAGGUGUAAAUCUGGCUGUGUGUAUAGGUAUUACUGCUGCUAUAGGAGGAGCAGUAGGAGGAUGUGAAGGCUAUGAGGCAGGUGCCCAGGCAGACACAGCAAAAGAAGCAGUAAAGUUAACGUGGAAGAAAGCAAAGGCUUUCCUUAAUGAAAUAAAAGACCUCUUAAAGAGUAAAAAGAGAAAGCAUAUUUAUUGAUCAGGUCCAGUCAGUUUCUUUUUUUGUUCGUCCACAACUUUGACAUUAAACUUGUUCACAUUUGUGUAUUAUUUAGUGGUAAAAUAUGUUAGACUUUCCUGUAUUCACUCAGCACUGUCCUUGUCUUAGUGCAGUUAUAUAUUUCUGAUUCAUAACAUAGUCACUGCA